UACCUCAAGUGGUAUCGCUUCCAACACAUCCCACGUCCCGAUCGAUACCUCGACACUGAAUGCCGUCAAUUGUCGCACUCGUUCGGCUCCUCCAGACUCUACAUCCAGAACAUCACUACCAUCGCAGUCACCGGCACUCUUGUGAUCACUGGUCACCGUUCGGGUGAAGUCUAUGUGAACGACGUGUAUAACGGUGUGGAACCGGUGCUUAUCACUCGCCAUAUGGAGCCCAUCAACGACAUAGCGCUCGUCAAUCUCAUGGACGAGGACAUGUUUGAGUUCCACAAACACACACCCAAUGGUCUCAAUGAGGACUAUCCCACGGAUUAUCCCUCGUUCUCAGCCCAUCACCACAUGGUUUCCAUUAGUUUUGACAAACGGGUCAUCACUUCAGUGAUAGCCGACCACAGACUUCACCGUCACUUCGAGAUGUGCGCCCUUUUGGAGCGAAACUUCAUGAAAGUCCGCGUUUGCAGAGACCUGUUGGCCGUCUCUGAUGAGAGUCAGGACGAAGUGUCGCUCUUU
This is a messenger RNA of Oppiella nova, 525 nucleotides long. Lineage: Eukaryota; Metazoa; Arthropoda; Arachnida; Sarcoptiformes; Oppiidae. The record is from the annotation of a GenBank genome assembly.